CAAAACCGUUUGUUGUCCAUUUACGAGGCUAUCCUGGGAAAUCUCAGUCGUUUCCUGAAAAACCUGUUCAUGCGUGGGCUUGACUUCGCCAAUUAUCCACCAUGUCCCACACUGUUCCGCCGAUUCUCUCUGUUCACCCCACCCGUGCUCUGGUCGAUGAGAAGUUCAAGGUGGUGGUGGAGAACCUGCCUCCAGGAUCUCCAGUCACACUUCACUCCCUCCAUCAAUCUGAGGACAAGCACUACUGGGAGGCCUACGGACACUACGUCGGUGAUCACAGAGGAAGAGUGUCUGUUGCAGAGGAUUUGAGUUUUGGGGGCACGUACACAGGAAAAGAACAGAUGGGUUUGUUGUGGAGUAUGCGUCCCGUCCCAGGCAGCCGUCAAGGCCUAAGGUUGAGAAAGAGGGAUGUCUGCAGUCCCCUGCUGGUCAGCAUCUCCGUCUACAGCGGACAUGUAACUGAGGGCUUCAGGGAGCAGUCUCCUCUGGCCUCGUCACUCACAGAGAGGUGGUACAUGGCUCCAGGGGUCCAGAGGAUCAAUAUCUCAGAGACAGGAGUACGAGGGACCCUGUUUAUACCUCCAGGUCCUGGACCCUUCCCUGGACUGUUGGAUAUGUGGGGAGGUGGUGGAGGGCUGAUAGAGUAUCGUUCGGCCCUGCUGGCGUCCCAUGGUUACAUUACUUUGGCGUUGGAUUAUGUCGGCGCUGGUAUGCAGACGUCAGCAGAAGAAGAGUUCAAAUAUUUUGAGACAGCGUUAGCUAUCAUCAGGGACCAUCCUCAAGUGAUGUCGGACAGAGUUGGAAUAUUUGGUCUUUCUCUUGGCUCCACUGUGACCAUCUAUUUGGCAGCUGAGAGCAGAGUUUUCAAGCCUCGCUGUUGUGUUUGUGUCAGCGGCACCCACCUUUAUAUACCUGGAGUGUCACUCAGUGAAGUCAGUGGAUUGCUGUACAUUAGGAAUGCCCACAAGGAACGUUUGGAUGAGAACAACCAUCACAUAUGGAGAGACAUGUUUCUACCAAUCACCAGUAAUCCCGCAAUGAAAGUGGAUGUGGGGAAAAUAAAGUGUCCAGUGUUGAUGGUUAACAGCCUUGAUGAUCUGAACGUGCCAGUGGCGGAGUGUGCUGAGGAUAUGGCCCAGUUGAUGCGUGCUGCAGGGAACGAACACCUGCUGACCAGACUUGAAUAUCCCGGUGCCGGACACCUGAUUGAGCCGCCCUAUACGCCUCACUUCAGAGUUACUAAUUUUAGAAAAAUGGACACAAAUGAGAUAAUUGUAAUGGCGUGGGGAGGACAAACCAAGCCCCACUCAGACGCUCAGGAAGACUCCUGGAAGAAGAUCUUAGGUUUUCUGGAGCAGCAUCUCUACGCCAGACCAACCCUCCAUGCCAAGAUGUAAACAAUUCCAGAAACAAAAACAGGUCAUGUUAACAACCUGAACAUGACGACAUGUUUAUUGGUUCGUCACUAAGUGGACCAUGUGCCUUUCUUCUGAUGAACUGAAGUGCACAGAAUAUAUGAUCACACUAGGUUGAUUGUUUUGGUCAAAUUCUAUCUGUGAUUUUACUAAUUUGUGUCCACAAAGCCACAUCAACCUUUGAGAUAUGGCUACAUGUGACAGUAAUAUUAACUUGUGUAAUGUCUGGGCACGUUCAACUGGUAGGAGGCCCCAGGGCAGACCCAGAUUACAUACAGUAUCUCAUCUGGCCUGGGAACACCUUGGGGUCCCCCAGGAGGAGCUGGAAAGUGUUGCUGGGGAGAGGGACGUCUGGGGUGCCCCCACAAUCUAACCCUGGAUAAGCAGAUGAAGAUGGAUGGAUGGAUGGAUGGAAGAAAAAUAAUUUCAUCAUAAAUUAUACUGUACAUAUAUAUUAUUAUAGAAAUAUUUUAGUAUAUUUAAUGUUAAAUGGCCUUUUUUCAUAAAUCAAGAUUUUGUACACUAAUUAAAUGAAUCAACUUUC
Messenger RNA from Epinephelus lanceolatus (giant grouper), 1959 nucleotides. RefSeq names its product acyl-CoA thioesterase 18 (gene acot18). Gene Ontology annotation, molecular function: fatty acyl-CoA hydrolase activity. The record is from RefSeq and is a predicted model, not a curated record. Gene Ontology annotation, biological process: acyl-CoA metabolic process; fatty acid metabolic process. Lineage: Eukaryota; Metazoa; Chordata; Actinopteri; Perciformes; Serranidae.